AUAACACUUGCAAAACUUUGAAUGCUUCUUGUCAAUCUCUGAGCACCUUGUAGCACCUUGUGAAACACAUCUGCUGAAUUGCACACCAGAUGGGGUCCUGGUUCUUCUGCCUUUUCAUCAUGGCAUGCUUAAACCUAAAAACAACUUACUAGAGAAAUGAUGAGAAAACCUUCGUAGACAAGUGAACUUUGAAGCUGGAGAUUUGACUUCACAGCAAAAAUCCUAAUCCACUCCCUCCAUGAACUCUAUGUUUUUGAUCGACAAUAAAAAAAAAGGAAUUUUAUUCUAAGUCAAUACAUAAAGUUAAUCAAUUACUACAGUGCCACACUUUUACUUUCUACAUAGAGAUCAGAGUUCGAUGUAAUAAGUAUUUCAUCAGAGACAACACAUAUUGACCUGACCCUUUACAGACAGUACAGAGCAGAAAGUUCUCUUCUUCACACGAUAUCUUUUUUACUUGGAAACAAAUUAAAAACUUACUGACCGUCCGCGUUGGCAGAAUGAAUUUGUUUUUUUCCAUAUUUGGUUUCUUUGUUGAUUGGGAUUUAAAGAGUCUGCUGCUGUUUGCAGUGGUUUUCAUCAUCACUGCGGAUUAUGUUAAAAACCGCCGACCACUUGGCUUCCCUCCAGGACCCAGAGCUCUACCAAUUGUGGGAAACAUAUUUACAUGGGACCAAAGCAAGCCCCAUGAGAAGCUGAGUGAGCUGGCAAGGACUUAUGGACACGUAUACAGUCUAAGAUUUGGUCAGAAAUGGGCAGUGGUGUUAAAUGGAUUUGAUGCUAUGAAGGAGGGUUUGGUUGUAAACGGAGACAGCAUGGUGGAUCGCCCAGAAUUUGCUUUGCAGGACGAAAUAGGAGGCGGAUUAGGUGUUAUAUUCAGUAAUGGAAACAUCUGGAAACAGCAGAGACGCUUUGCACUUUCAACCCUCAAAUACUUUGGGUUCGGGAAGAAGUCUCUUGAGCCUGUCAUCCUGGAUGAAUUCACACAUUGCGCAGAAGAGAUCAGAGGCUAUAGAGGAAAGCCUGUGAAUCCACACCUCAUCAUCAACAACGCCGUCUCCAACAUUAUCUGCCAACUGGUCUUUGGUCACCGCUUUGAGUACGGGGAUGAGAAGUUCAUAAAACUGAUGCUGCUGUUUGGCAAGGCACUCCAGAUUCAUGGUUCUACAUGGGCACAGCUCUACAAUUCCUUUACUCUGCUGAUGAGAUUGUUGCCAGGUCCACAUCAGACCGUCAAGCAGAUCUGGGACGACGUGAAGAAGUUCAUACGAGAAGAGCUGAACGAGCACAAGAAGAACUGGGAUCCUUCAAACAGCAAAGAUUACAUCGACUGCUACCUGCAGGAGAUUGAAACGAAUAAAGCGCAGAAUGACAACACAUUUGAUGAAGAAAAUUUGAUCAUGUGUGUCCUGGAUCUGUUUGUGGCUGGAUCAGAAACCACAUCCACCACCCUGCGAUGGGCAUUUCUCUACAUGGCUAAAUACCCUGAAAUCCAAGAGAAGGUCCAAGCAGAGAUAGACAGAGUAAUCGGACAGUCCAGACAGCCAUCCAUGGAGGAUCGAACCAACCUUCCCUACACAGAUGCCGUAAUCCAUGAGAUCCUUAGGAUGGGCAACAUAGCCCCCCUUGCAUUGCCACACUCCACCAACAAAGAAGUCCAGCUAGGAGGUUACACCAUCCCAAAGGAAGUGCUGAUAAUCCCGAAUCUAGCUUCAGUGCUGUUUGACAGGAAAGAAUGGGAAACACCUUUCACCUUUAACCCGGGACACUUCCUGAACGAGGAGGGCAAGUUUGCAAAAAAAACAGCUUUCAUUCCUUUCUCUGCUGGAAAGCGUGUGUGUCUGGGAGAAAACCUGGCCAGGAUGGAACUUUUUCUCUUUUUCACGUCCUUCAUGCAGCACUUCACUUUCUCAAUGCCGGCUGGAGUAAAGGCUGUGAUGGAUUACCGUGCAGGAAUCACUCUGGCACCAAAACCAUAUGAAAUAUGCAUAACACCACGCUAAGACCAAUGUUUUCAUUAUUUUAAAGAAACGCAGGAGCAAAAAACAUACCUGUCUUCCCCUUGUCCCCACAAACAUCCCUACACAAGUCAGAGUAGUCAAUUUCUGCUGUUUAAAUGGAUACUAUGAUUUUUUUUUUUUUACAAUUGUGAACAAUUCUACAUAAUUGCAGAUUUUGUUUAGAGGAGUGUCUCAGAAAAAAAAGACCUAGAAAAAACAGUUUCAGGUAGGUUUGGAAGAGCGAUCAAGCCAUUUGUAAAUGAUUUGGUGUUCAUCAUUCAACAAACAGGAACAAUGAUUGACAUACUGAAAAUUGUGAAAACAUUUCCAAUCUUUCAAUGUGUGAAUACAAAUUCCUCCAGAAUUGAGAGAAAAUGCAAAACAAACCAAUAACUACACCGAGGCUUUCAGAGGCCACAAGCAACAUUUCAGUUAAAAAAUUAAAAAGACAGACGUUUUAUGAGUGUACAGGUAGAAAACAAACAAAACAAUGAACAUAUGUUUCAGCGAGAGAAGAUCCAAAGUGAAGAAGAACCUUGUCAGCAUUUUUCAGAGAAAUUAAUAGGAAUAUGGCAGAACAGAAAAGGUUUGCAUAGCUGCUUCAUUGCAACAGAUCUAAAUGAGUCAACAUUUAACAUUCAUACAGUGUAUUUUGCUUAUUUUGGUUUUGCAGUUUUAAAUUGCUUGCUUGUUGUGAUUUGAAGCUCUACUGUUCUCCUCCCAGAAUAUAUUAAAAUUGUAUUUGCUUUACUUUGAACUGAA
Poecilia reticulata (guppy) is the source of this 2762-nucleotide messenger RNA. Its product is annotated as cytochrome P450 2J6-like. Lineage: Eukaryota; Metazoa; Chordata; Actinopteri; Cyprinodontiformes; Poeciliidae. Gene Ontology annotation, cellular component: intracellular membrane-bounded organelle; cytoplasm. The record is from RefSeq and is a predicted model, not a curated record. Gene Ontology annotation, biological process: xenobiotic metabolic process. Gene Ontology annotation, molecular function: oxidoreductase activity, acting on paired donors, with incorporation or reduction of molecular oxygen, reduced flavin or flavoprotein as one donor, and incorporation of one atom of oxygen; heme binding; iron ion binding.